Xyrauchen texanus (razorback sucker) is the source of this 12242-nucleotide messenger RNA. It is a transcript of the gene tnrc6c2, whose product is annotated as trinucleotide repeat containing adaptor 6C2. The transcript is spliced from 22 exons. Gene Ontology annotation, cellular component: P-body; nucleoplasm. Gene Ontology annotation, molecular function: RNA binding; protein binding. The record is from RefSeq and is a predicted model, not a curated record. Gene Ontology annotation, biological process: positive regulation of nuclear-transcribed mRNA poly(A) tail shortening; miRNA-mediated post-transcriptional gene silencing. The coding region runs from base 696 to 5984 and encodes 1762 amino acids. NCBI's taxonomy places the organism in Eukaryota, Metazoa, Chordata, Actinopteri, Cypriniformes, Catostomidae.
GCCGACGCUCACAGCGCUUUCUCUGGACACUCCGCACGUAUCCCUGGAUAUUUGCACUCUUCUAUGUGGAACACCUUUGCUAUUUUCUCGUGACUGCAGCCAGGCUGCUCACUACAUCGCUGACUUGAUCGGUCGCAAUCUUUAUUUUGCACUUUACUGAAGAAGCUGGCAUCGGUUAAUCUGCUGUCACUCUAUCAACGAGUAGCAGCUUCAGACUGCCCUAUUUUUCAUUUUGCACCGUAGAUCAGAUUGCUAUAACUGAUGACCACUGUACUUAACAAAUCUGAUGUAAUGUCAGGUUUCUCUCUUUUCGAUUGUAUUUAGUAGCGUUUAUGUCAUACAAAUGUCGUGUGCUGUUUUUCGUGCAUGCAUGCAUCUGUAAUCUCUAUCAGAGCCCGAUGCUCUGAGACUACGUGAAGAUUUCACAAUAGUAUUUUCCUUGUGCAUAGUGCGUUUAGUGUUUUAUUGUCAGUCUUUUGCCUUUUUCGGGACAUUUUUUUUAGUUCAGCUGCUCGUUCAGUACAGUGUUACUGGGGUCUGUCUGUUUUUACGGGUACUUUUUCUGGGAAAAGGCCUUUUUUUUUUUUUUUGCUCCACUAUACAGCAUGCAACACUUUCUUACCGAAAGCUGCCAGAGCUCGACUUGUGAAUCUAAAGCAGAGCAAAGCUGAACAUCACAAGGAGAGAACUAUUUGAUGGAAGAAAAGAAACGUAAAAAGCAAGAAUACAAGACAAAGAAGGAAACUGCUCAGAAAACGAUUACUGAACAGAAAACCAAAGUGCCAGACCCUGUUAAACCCAAUCCCAGCAUUCCUGUCCCUUCGAGCCCCAUUCUGACCCUAAAACUGAUUGUACCUUCCACCACAACCACCACCAGCAAUGGCAAGCGUAGCCCUUCUAAUGCCCUACAGCAGCAGUUACCUCCAUUACAGCAGCCAACUCCCAGAUAUCUACCCAGAGAAGUCCCUCCACGCUUCCGACAGCAGGAGCAGAGGCAGCUACUGAAAAGAGGUCAACCUUUACCUACAGGCACUUCGAACCUGACCUCUGCUUGCACUCAGCCUGGGGUCAUCUCCCCUCCUGAGACGCCGACCAGCAAACGACAUACGGGAUUACCCCAUCAGAGUGGCCUGGGAGCCCAGUACGACAAUUCCCAUUGGAGCAUCCCAGCCACCAAUAGCAGCAGCAACUGGGAUCAAGUUAUCAUUAACCAUAACGACACUGAAGCUUGGCCUUCCAUUUCACACGGCAAGAGCCAACAGACACAAGAAUGCACCUUGGAAACUGAAUGCACAUCAGAGGUCAACCACAACAGUAGCAGUAUUAUUAUGGCUACAGGAGCUAGCCAACAGGGUCAUUACCCAGUCAGCAAAGCCAGCAAUAAUAUCAACUCUAGUAUGGUCUCAAGUCAGGGUGGUCCCACCAAAGACUGGGACUCUGAGGGAAAGGUUGAUUUUUCCAUUGGCAGUAGAGGCCAGUCCACCUGGGGCUCCUCUAAUCUGAACCUAAACCCCAGUGCCAACCCUGCUGCAUGGCCAGCUCUUGGACAUGAAGGGCCUGGGGUAGGAUCAGGCCCCAGUAGCAUGGUUUGCCCAAAUUCCCUUUCUCUUAGUAUGUGUGGCCAAGGAGGAGUACCACCAGCUUAUGGCACCAACGGAAAUGGUAGCAUUGGUUGUGUUAAUGGAAACCUUGUAGGGGACUGUGCAUGGGGCAACCCGGAUAUGCCUGAACAGCAUCAGUCACCUACAAAUGUAUCUUUCAGCAUGAAACCUCCUAACUUUAAAACUGAUGGACCACAUAACACUAAAUCAGAGCCGAUGAGUCCAGUGAACAGCUGGGGAGGAAACCUCAGUCAGUCACCUACUGAGAAAAUCAGUGGAGAUGGAACUGCUUUCUGGGGCAAUAAAGAUGCCAAAAAUGGAGAAUCAAAGGACUGGGAUUCUGCUGGCAUCUCCUCCUGGGGGCAGGGAGGAGCAAGUAGUGGGGACAAUGGUGGGGGCUGGGGCAAUUGGGGCAAAAAGCCAAGCAGUGAGGGCACAGGAUGGGAUUCCAGUGAUGGUCCCCCCCAUGAACCUGUUAGUUCCAGGGGCCCUAAUACUCCAGUAAGUGAGGGCAGCAGGGACAGUAUUGAAGGCCACCCACAAAGAAGAGAGAGGUCCUCAAGUGAGGACAUGGCCCCAUUGCUCCCAAGACAAGACUUGGAUCCACGUGUGCUCUGCAAUUCAGGUUGGGGACAGACUCCAGUCCGACAGCAUACUGUUUGGGAAAUGGAAGUAAGCCCUGAUGAAAAGAAUGAAUCAGGGACUGAGUCCUGGGGGUGUUCCAAAACACCUUCAACUGGACCUGCCCCCCCUCCUCCACGGUGUGCCAAUCCCAACCUCAAUGCACCUCCUAGAAUGGACUCGAUCAAGAGUGAGGGACUUUACCGAGGCAUGCCAAACUCAGACUGGGGAGGAUCAGUCCCACCCUCCACUCAGCCUAACAGUGGAUGGGGGGAACCACCUGCAAAUAAAAAAGUUCCAAAUGGAUCAGUAUGUGGCUGGAGCAAUUCCAUUAUAGAGGAUCCCAACACCAAUGGCUCUAAUGGCCAAUCUUGGGUUUCUGAAGAAAAGGCUCCCAACUGGGAUGAUGGUACUUCUCAGAAGAAAACACAAGGUUGGGGUGAUAGACCCCAAACCAUCUCAGGUUGGGAAAGCAGUGGGAAUGGUGGACAGUGGGGAGACCCCUCCGAAGUGCGAAAGAAUGGCUCUGAUAGUUCCACUUGGGACCCUGACAAUGGCAGCUGGAAAGAAACCCACAGAGGCUGGGGUAAAUCAGCACCAGCACAGGGUUGUGGCUGGGGUGAUGCUCAACAUUCCAAUGGUUCAUCCCAAGAUUGGUGUGGAAAAAUUCAGGAGUCCAACAGUGGAGCUGGAGGCAUGGGAUCAUGGAGUGGCCCAAACUCCGUGAAGCAGAGCAGCUCUGGCUGGGGCUCAGGAGGCCAACAUGAUCCAGGAGAUGAGACCACAGGCUGGGAGGAACCAUCUCCUUCCACUAUUCGUCGUAAGAUGGAAAUUGAUGAUGGAACCUCCACCUGGGGUGACCCCAGUGCUUACAGCAAAAGUGUAAACUUGUGGGAUAGGAAUAACUCUGCCUGCCAGAACCAUCCAGGAACCAGCAACAAUGGCAGCAGUAACAGCCUCACUGGACCAAAUAAUAACAACAACAAUCAUCACCCACAUAAUUGCCAAGGUCCCAGUCAGAACCAUGCCAAUGGCAGCAACAACAGUGGCUCUCCCAAUCAAAGUGAGUCUCCUCACAAUAGGAUGUCAAUGAUGAACCCAGGCUGGGGAGAACGCCCCAAUGUCCAGCCAAACAGGGAACCCUCUUCAUGGGAGGAGCCAAUUCAUUCCAGCCCCUCUGUUGAUAAUGGUACCUCAGCUUGGGGCCAGCCUCCUAGGGGCCUGUAUAAAUCCAGCGGGCCUUAUGACAGAGGUAGUGCACCUGCUGGAUCAGUCCCCUGUCAGGAAGGUCUGAAACAUGUACAAGAUGGCUGGGGAUCAGGAGGGGAAGAAAUUGGCAUGAACACCGGCCAGUGGGAUGCUGAUGAUGGUGACAUGUGGGACAGUCCCACCUCCCAAGACUCCUCUUGCAGCUCCUGGGGUCAAUCUAAGAAGGGCCCACCAAAGGUCAAGCUGUCCAACAAGCAGGAUGAUGUUUGGAUCAUGACCAGACUUAUCAAGCAGCUGACAGAUAUGGGUUUCCCAAAGGAUCCUGCAGAGGAAGCACUUAAGAGCAACAAUAUGAAUCUGGAUCAGGCCAUGAGUGCUUUGUUGGAGAAGAAAACUGAACUUGACAAGCGGGGGAUGGGCAUGUCGCACUACAGUAAUGGAAUAAACAAGCCCAUAGUGUGCCGACCCACAAACCUCUCCAAAGACGCCUCACUGGAUGGCAGGCUGUCAGAUGAUGUUCCAACCUCACCGUUUAUGCCUUCACCUGGCCUCAAGCUCCCACUGGCCAAUAGCAGCCUCCCUAGCCAUGGAAUGGGUGGGGUCUCCUCUGGGCUAUCCAUGCAAAACUUGAACAACAGACAGAUGCAGAAUGGAAUGUUCGGCACUAAUGGAGCAGCACAAACUCGGGUCAUGCAGCAGCAGGCCUCGUCCCCUCAGCCACCAGUGCCACCUCUUGGCUCCACCCAGCCUAAUCUACGUGCUCAAGUGCCUCAGUAUCUCACCCCUCAGGUUCAAGCACAGCUCUUACAGUUUGCGGCAAAAAACAUUGGACUGAAUCCUGCACUUUUAACCUCACCCAUUAACCCUCAACAAAUGACCCUGCUGUACCAACUACAACAACUGCAGGUGGCGUAUCAGCGUUUGCAGAUUCAGCAGCAAAUGAUGCAGGCUCAGCGUACUGUCUCUGGUCCAAUCAAACAGCAAGAGCAGCAAGUUGCACGUACAAUCUCAAACAUGCAGCAGCAGAUCCAGCAGCACCAGCGUCAGCUGGCCCAGGCCCUGCUCAUGAAGCAGCAGCCUCCACCCUCCUCUCAUACAGGCCUGCACCCUAACAUUGGCAAGGCAGGCCUGGAUACAUUCACAGGCCACACCCAGACUUCAGGCCUAUCUGUCUCUGACCUGCAGACCAAAGAGCAGCAACCUUCUCCAAACUCAUUCAGCCCCUAUUCACUCUCUGGCUUGAACCCAAACAUUAAUGUAAACUCUAUGGAGGUGGGCAGUCUCAGUCUCAAAGACCCACCUCAGCCUCCUCAAUCGCGACUCUCACAGUGGACUCAUUCAAACUCCAUAGAUUCCCUGACGGCUGGUACUCAGCACAUGGAGACAAACUUCAAUAAGCAUGGUGCAAUCUCUGCUGUUCAGUCCCAUGUGCCUGUCAGAAAGACCGGAAUGGUGGAUUCUUUCAGCCCAUAUAAUCUUAUGUCAAGCUGUGAAUCCCCGACCAGCACCUUGGUGUCUUCAGAGAGCUGGACACAUGGCAAAAGUCCCAGUGAGAAAAUAUCUAGUGGCUCUAAUAUUAACUGGCCUCCAGAGUUCUGCCCUGGGGUGCCAUGGAAGGGUCUGCAGAACAUUGACCCUGAGAAUGACCCCAACAUGACCCCAGGAAGUGUUCCUAGUGGUCCUACCAUCAACACUAACAUACAGGAUGUGAACCGAUACCUGUUACGUGACAGGUCUGGAGGAAAACUCUUGGAAAUGAAGUCCACCUGGUCACCUGGUCCCAUCUCCCACACACAGACCUCUUUGUCUCAUGAGUUAUGGAAGGUUGCCCCUGGGACACGUAACUCCAGUGCCCCCUCUCGUCCCCCUCCAGGCCUGACAAACACCAAGCCCUCUUCCUCCUGGGGUGGAAACUCACUUGGCCUCAGCCAGGGCUGGCGCAGCUCUUACUCCUCAGAAGGGGGAACCUGGAGCACUGACAGUGCCAGCAGGGCAAGCAGCUGGCUGGUGCUGAGGAACCUUACUCCUCAGAUUGACGGCUCCACCCUACGGACUCUGUGCAUGCAGCAUGGUCCUCUCAUUACCUUCCAUCUGAACUUGACACAAGGAAAUGCUGUGGUACGUUACAGCUCCAAGGAGGAGGCCACCAAAGCCCAGAAAUCGUUGCACAUGUGUGUGCUGGGUAACACUACCAUUCUGGCAGAGUUUGCUGGUGAGGAGGAUGUGAAUCGCUUCUUUGCACAGGGCCAGUCCCUUCCCACCCCCAACAGCUGGCAGGCCAGCCCAGCACCAGGCUCCAAUCAACCCCGGUUGGGCAACCCUGCUUCCAGCCACCCUACUGGACUUUGGUGUGGGGGUGGAGGAAGUAAUAAGGCAGUCUGUCGUAGUGGGAACAACAGCACUGGAAAUGGAGGGGACAUGUUGUGGGGUGGUGUGCAGCAGUACUCCAGUUUAUGGGCUCCCCCAAAUGGAGACGACGCCAGGGUCAUCGGAAGUCCCAUUCCAAUUAACACUCUGCUCCCGGAAGACUUGCUAAGCGGGGAGAACAUGUAGGUUUUUUGUGAACGGCCAUCAUAAUAUGACAAAGUCAAGAGACCUAAUGGAGUAAAACCCAAGCGAAUCAAUGUGGCGAUAAUCACUUGGAGCUGUAAUGACGGAGGAUUAGGUUGAGAUGAAGCUGCAUACCUCCAACUGCUGUUUUUGGUCCUAUAUUUUUUAUGUCUUCAAACUGUUUGUUAUGUUUGUGGGAUCCUGUUCUUAGUGUUCAGAUAUUUUGAGAAGCAAGAAUCAAUAGAAGCAGAAGCCUUUGGGUGCUCUUUUUUGAUCAUUUCCAAAGUUGGUUUUUGCUCAGAAGUGUUGCCAUCAAAGCGGCAUCCAUUCUUAAAGCGACACAGUGAGACCUCAUGACACCUUUCUACUGAUUGGAUUAUUCCUGGUACUUUACAUUUUAAAGAUUGCAUUGUUUCUUCAGAACUUAUAUUAGCCACAAGUGCUCUCUUUCCCCAGGUCCUCAUCAGACAUUUUUAUUUUAUUAAAACCACCACCAACAACAAAGAAAUACUUUGUAUCUUGCACAGUUCUGUUUCUGAGCCAGCAAAUAGGCCAGAGCAAAUGAGAACAACAACAACUCCAAGCAGUGGCCUGUCAGCAUGACUAAUCACCAAUGAUCUUUUUUCUAUUAUUCUUUUAGUUUUACAAAAGGGAGUUACACUGCUCAAUGAUUUAUUUUACCUGCGCCAUUUUCAAAAUAAGUGUUCUUUUAAAACAAUAAGCCGAAUGUCUAGUUUUGAUGUAGAUGAAUGAAUGUUUGUCUGCUGGAACUUGAUCAAGCAUCUGUUUGCGAGUACAUAACCACUGUUAACACUCAGUGGAGGCUUUUUUUUAUUGUACCUAAUGGACUGCAGUGCUGAAUCAAUCAAAAGUUAUUCAGUUACUCUCUGGUGUAUCUGGGCGUACAUUUUAUUGACAUACGAGAGAGAGAAGAAAACUCAUUCUGAUGCAUUGUGCAAUAGAACCCAGAGACCCUCUCUUCCGUCCACACUGAAGCUUACUGAAACUUAAGAAUUUUUUGAAGACUUUUGAAGAAUUUAAACUUUGGACAAAUUUUUCCAUCUAGCCUGUCUGUUCGUCUGGCUUACUGGCUGUUCGGUAUUCUUGUGGAAAAAGAGAGAACUGUUUAAUAUCGCUCCAUGCGGUUUGAAACUUGACAAGACAUGCUGUAUGGGAUUGCAGUCUCCCAGCCACUUAUUCACCAAACAGAAAUGUUGUCCAGAGUGUAGAGACAUGGCACGGGAGUCAGGCACAAUACCAAAUACAAAGGGUUUCUCUUAAUGCAGUACAUAAUAAGAGAUCCUUGCAUUUGGUGCAAACAUAAGACACUUACGUUUUCUAUGUCUCUUCUUAAAGGGGUAUUAUCAUAGCACUUAUUACAUGAGUGAUGCUCCAUCUAUGAAGCCAAUAAAUCAGAUAAUGGAGCGUAUAUAUACAAAAAACAUUUUUACAAAGACUUCUUAUGGCAACUUUUUUUUUUUUUUUUUUUUUUUUGUACCUCACUGGUAUUCAAAAUGCUUUUUGUUUAUUGUUCCUCUCUGGUCCAGAAACUUGAGUGAAAAAUAUAAAAAAUGUCAUAAUGAAGGGAAGAGCAAGACAAAACUCACAACACUUACAAUCAGAAAAAACUUGCAAUGUAUGUUUUUUGUAUCUGAACUUUUUUCCCCCUUACUCUAUCAAAGUGAAUGUUAUUGUUACUCUGAAAUUGUCGUAAGCCUUUACUUUGUCUGGAGGAGGAGCCACCUGGAUUAGGUGUGUGGGGAGGACCCUGUUUGACUAGCUGUGUGGCGUUUUGGUGCCUCUUUGUGAACUGUGGAAAUGGAUUGGGGAACGUUGGUUCUCCAUAGCGACAACUCCCUCCACGCACCUAGUACAAUGGAAAUCAGUAAAGGACAGUAAAGUUGUCUAAAUGAUAUAGAACUUGCCGUCAUUAUCAUUCAUCUUUGUGUAGUGAACACUUAGCUAUGGAUCAUGGAAUGUUCCCUCCUGUGAUUUUAGUGCUCCUAGCCACACAGCUAAAGCCAAAACUCUCUGGAUUACAUCACACCUCAGAAGACUCUCACUUCGUAAUGACCAGCCCUUGUGUAUGAACUCACUUCCUCUGGAAUAGCCAGUGUUGUGUUAUGUGUUCUGAGCUUUUUUUCCUCUUUCUGUUGGUCAUCAUGCAGUGGUCUUUCACUGCCUGCAAAAAAAAAGGUGCCUUUGUGUACCUGUCCUUUGUUACGAAUGCAAACGACGAUCGAUGCUUUGGGACAUAUUCGAUUUUUUUUCUUUCACAACAUGUCAAAAGUCUUUUAUUUUGUUGUUAACAGUGUUUCAAAUUACUUAUAGUAUCAUAGGUCAUUUAGAAUAGGGGCUCUUUUAUUUAUAUGCGUGUCUGUGCGCAUGUAACCUCACCCUGGGUGUCCCACCUCUAACUCAGCUGCUAACAUCCACUUUCUCUUUUGUGGCCUCAAUGAUGCCCUGUAUGAGCAGUAUUUCAAUAGACAGACUCCUUCUGCCACUGGCUCUUUAACUACAUCACUCAAUGCUGUUACUAUGCAAAGUUAGAGAAGAUGGGCAUGUAAUGUCCGCCCUGUGAAACAUAGUGCCAAUCUGUGGCUUUGAAAGGAUUUUUUUUUAUAUCUCGCUGUCCUCCCAUACCUUACUGAAUUCUUAAGGCCAUUGUCAUCCUUAUGAAAAUUAGGAUGUUGUCUGACACUAAGUCAGCUCAAUACAGUUUUAUUUGGGGAGACCUGUGUGUUAAUUCUGCUGAAUUUGAUAAACCUAAUUUCAAUACAAUCUCAGGGCAUGACAAGAUAUACUAAAUUUAUCUUUAAUAAAAAUGAAGAUUAUUGUUGUAAGCCAUUUUAUACACGAAAUAGCGUGUAUAAGACUUACAAAUUAUUCAUUAAAGAAAUGCAAAAGGAUAUUUAUCAGUGGGACAAUAAAAUUAGGAUGAUGGCUUAUUAUGGGUCUUCUCAAUCCUUCUGAACAGGGACUGUUGCAGAGUCAUCAGACUUUCAGAUUUUGAAGUAGUUUUGAAGAGAAUAACAGGGACCUGUUUAUCUUACCUCUCUGCUGCUGGUUGCGUUGCAAUUUUUCCCUCAUGGUCUCACGUGCCAAUGUAUACAAUUAUAUAUAUAUACAGUACACUUGUGGCAUCUCUGACUGAAUUUGGCCACAUCUUAAAUUCCAUGUCUUCUUGUCCAAAUGUCUUGUUUUGUUUAAGAGCACUUCUGUUUGGAGGCACUUUGAAGUUUCUUGUGUGUUUGAGGUGGGAUUGGGUUAAGGGGGUAGAGGAUAUUUGUUAGAAAAUAAGACCUCAAGCUGAUUGUGAUAAUCCUGUUGCUGGCAUUGGAAGAAUCCUUUUAUAUAUAUAUAAAAAAAGUGAUAACUUUAAUAGCAUUGGGGAUUCAAGGCUUACAGGUAAUGAACAAUCCCUGGUACUUUUUUUGAAUACCAAAAAUUAAGUAGCGUUUUAAUAUCUUUUCUAAGUUUGACAAAAACAUCUAAACAAUGAAGGGAAAAAUUAUUCUGUAACAAUUAAAACUGCACAUCUUACUGUUAUAACCUCCUGUUUGCCAGUUUAACCUUCCCUUAUUCUGCAGGUUGACAGCAAACUGGAGUGCCUUUUGUGUAUGCUGUAUUAACUGUUUGUUUGUUUAAAAAAAAAAAAAAAACAGGCCCCUGAAGAGUACAUUUCCAUCUCAAAUCGUCUCAGUUUGUUUUCAGGCCAUUGUGCUGUAUAAAUUAACCUUUUUCCUCUUGGGAAAAGUCAUUUCAACAGGCUAUGAAUCACUGUUGCCUGUGUGUGUAACUGCCUUUUUCCCAACUCGUUCACAAUUGACUGAAAGUGAACCACAAUGUGGCUGUAAUUCCAAACAGUGAAUCAUCACAGGAAGUCUCUGGUGACACCAGCAUGGGUAAACUAUAACUACAGCUAAACAUUAUCCUGUGUAUUAUCACGCUUGCUCAUGUAGAAAAAUGCUAUCAGAUCGCUAAAUCCCCUUUUGAAACCACUGGGCAAAAUGUAAUUUGAAAUAAGCAAUAGACCUUGAUCCUUAGAAUAUGUCUUCUGAUAAUUUGCCCAAUGGAAAAGGUUUGAUUGAUGAUAGACCUGAACAAACUUAUCGAAGAAUGCAUGUUGGUAUUAGCUUAAAUUUAAUAAUCAAUAUUUAAUUAUAUUGUUCCAGGUAAAGAAAGAAAAAUUAUAAACAUAUCAAGAGGAAUAUCUUUACCAAUACUUGAAUUAAAUUGCGCCAAUAACAAAAUGUGAAUUUCUUUUCACUUUCUCUCUCUCGCUUACUCUCUCAAAUUUUAGUUUGGGACUGACCCUUCUAAGGUAGUUGAUAACAUGCUUGUAAUGUUUAACAUUGUUCACAUUAAGAAAAUAUAUAAUGUACUUCUGAAUGGUUUUGGUUUAAUGGUUCUUUCUGUACGUGUGCUUUCUAAUGAUACUGCUUCUUGUCAGGCACGGCUACCUACAGAUGUGAUCCAUUUAGUUUGUUGUACUGUUUCUGAGUUUGUCUGUUUGUUUGCUUUUUUUUUUUUUUUUUUUUAUGUGUUUGAAAACUGUUCUGACAUGGUUACUAUCUAGAAUCCCUGGCUCAACCCAUCAAAAAAAAAAAAAAAAAAAAAUGUAGGGGAUAUGAUGACAAUUCACGUGUUAAUGUUUACUCAAGGACUAAAUGGAUUUUUUUUUUUUCUUAAAAUGUUUCAAACCUGUAAAAUUGUAUCCUCAUAGUGGCUUUUAUUGUGAGAUAAUUCCAAGUCUUUUUUCUUUCUUUUCUUUUUUUUAGUGCUGUGUCAUUUAAAUAGAAUUAUUGAAAAAAAAUAAUAAUAAUCUGAAAUUUUGCCAUAGUAAGAAAAAGUUGAGAAGCAGAUGUUACAUACAUGGAUAGACAGAAAAGAUGUCCAGAUGCGAGUUAUUGACAUUCUUACUCUAUCUGCCAUUUACAAAGUGAUUUGUCUAAAAUUAGAAGAAGAAAAAAAUAGGAGAGAAAAGGAAUUACAAGAAUGUAAGAAACCCUACAGACAAUUACAGCUUCCAUCAAAUAAUAAUAAUAAUACUACACUUUUCAAAUGAAGAUGUGUGCUACUUGCUGAACUCUGGGAUUGUUUCAGUGUUGUUGUAUUUUGCUUUUGAAUUACUUUGUUGUUCUUAUUGCUAUUGGAUUAAUUGAUGCCUAAAUGUCUUUACAUUUUUGUUUCUGUAAAAGCAAAAAUGUUCUGUCACCGUCUUGUGCACUAACAAUGGACUUGGAAAUUUUCUCAGGAUUAUUAGAGGUCCAGAGUUCCAUUUAAAAUUAUGAUUAUCAUGAGACUUUAACAAUUAAAUUAAUAAAAGAGGGGGAGGGGGGGCUCUAAGCACUGAAGGUUAUGGAUUUAAAAAUGUCUUUUUGAAUUUGAAUCCAUAGCAGACACACAUUUACCAAAUAUCAGAUUUGAAAUUAUCUUAUGUGUGCUAUAUUUCUUGAAGUAGAGUACUUUCCAUUUAAAAUACAUUUGUCUUUAUCUAUGUGUUACAAACAAAUACAGUUGUGAUUAUUGGUUAAGUUGUAGAAGGACCUGCCACUGUUUGAUUUUAACUUGUCUGAUGGUUCUCAGCCAGGUCCAGUAAAAGAUGCUCAAUAUUUCAUCCUCUGGUCUUUUCUUGUUUAGGAAAUUCAGAGGCCUGUAUGCAAAGGCCUGAGAAUUGUAGAACACACAUUCUAGGACUUGAUCUUUUUCCUGAUUUGUUUUUACUAGUUGUUGAGUGUGGGUUGAAAAUACUCCAUGUAAACACUCUAUCUAGAUUUUAAGACAAAAUGGUGAGGAAAGAAGUUGUGAAAGGAUUAAGAAUCUAUGCACAAGUUUUAGGGGAGAGUAUGUUCAGACAUGCUAUGCUUACAAGGUUUUUUUUUUUUUUUUGAUGGGUGGGGUUGUCAUAUACUUGUUUAGAGUAUCUUUGUAAGAGGUUUCAUGUGAGUAAGUAUUCAUUUAAAUCCUCAUGCUCUGUGUCUAUCAACCAAGGAUCAUCAUCAACCAAGCACUGUGGGUUUAUGCCAAUCCAUGACAUUGAAGUGUUGGGAUGGGUUGUAAUGAAGUGGGAUUGGGAAUGGGGAUUUAUUUUUUCCUUUUUUGUUGACAUAUUAAGAACUUGACUGUACUGAUAUUUAACAAUGUUGCUGGCUUUUAAAGAAAAAAAAUCCUUACCCUUAAAAGAAUGUGAUCGUUGAGGACUUGCGCCGAGAAAGUCUUACCAUGUGUUAUGGAGAUUAGUUCAGCCUAUAUUAAUAA